AUACAAUAAUUUGUUAUAAAAUAUCAAAUAGAAUAAAUUGAUAAGAAAUUCAUAAAUUACAAUCUCAAAGUUACAAGUAUACAAAGUAAACAUAACAAAGAAAUAUUUAUUUUAGGUUUGCUUAAUGGAAUUUCAUCUGAAAAUGUUAAAAAAUUGCAAAAUUCUAUUACCGACUUUAACAAAUAAUCUUCACAAAGGACAAUGUGGCAGAAUAGGAAUAAUAGGAGGUUGUGAAGAAUAUACUGGUGCUCCUUACUAUGCUGCUAUAAGUGCUUUACGCACGGGUGCUGAUCUUGUUUAUGUAUUUUGUUUUAAAUCUGCAGCACCAAUUAUAAAAUCAUAUUCACCAGAACUUAUUGUUCUACCAUAUUUAGAUAGUCCUAAUGCUCUAGAGAAAAUAAAACCAUGGCUUCAAAAACUACAUUCACUUGUUGUUGGUCCUGGUCUCGGAAGUGAUAUGAUCGCUCAAAAUACAGUUAAGGACAUUUUUCAAUAUAUAAGUGGCAAUUCCAGUUUAAAUAAAAAUCAAGUUCCGAUAAUUGCUGAUGCAGAUUCCUUAACUAUUAUUGAAUCUGAUACAUUCAAAAAUUACAGUGGAUGUGUAUAUUUGACUCCAAAUGUACAUGAAUUUUCUAAAUUAUCUCUUAGAUUGAUAAACCACCAAACAUACAAGCCAACUGGUGAUGAUAUACAGGCUGUCUUAAAAAAAUUAGAUGGUAAUUACACAUUAAUUUUAAAAGCAGAAGAAGAUAUGAUAGUUAAUAAAAGAACAACAACAAUAAAUAGAGAAAAAGGUUCAUCAAGACGUUGUGGUGGUCAGGGAGAUAUUUUGGCUGGAAGCUUGGGAACAUUUGCAUACUGGGCAACUAAACAAAAUAAAUAUAAUGAAUGUGACCCAGAAAUUCUUGCAGCCUAUGCUGCAACUUCAUUGACAAAAUAUGCUAACAAGAUCACUUUUGAAUCAAAGGAAAGAAGUAUGAUCACGACCGAUAUUAUUAAAAACAUUCCAAAAGCUUUUCAAGAAUUAUUUACAAAAGGAAAAGAUUAAAAUAUAUUUUUUUAAGACUUGUAGAAAAAUUUUGUUUUUUUGAAAUAUGAACUAGGUUCAUUUAUCUAUGAUUUUAUCAGCUUAUAUUUUACUUAUGUAAAAAAAUAUAGAAAAUAAUAUUUAGUUUAAA
This is a messenger RNA of Daktulosphaira vitifoliae (grape phylloxera), 1178 nucleotides long. RefSeq names its product ATP-dependent (S)-NAD(P)H-hydrate dehydratase (gene Naxd). Gene Ontology annotation, biological process: metabolite repair. NCBI's taxonomy places the organism in Eukaryota, Metazoa, Arthropoda, Insecta, Hemiptera, Phylloxeridae. The transcript has 2 exons. Bases 125 to 1048 code for a protein of 307 amino acids. Gene Ontology annotation, molecular function: ATP-dependent NAD(P)H-hydrate dehydratase activity. The record is from RefSeq and is a predicted model, not a curated record.